GGUUGCGUUCGUCCAGGCCGUGCCAUUUCUUAAAGACUCACCCCUGCACGACUGCACCUCUGCUGCACUCUGCAGGGGUAGAGAAAAAAAGAGGAGAGAGAGAGAGAGAGGGACCGACCGAUGAACGGACGGCAUGGCUGAUGGCUCCAACGAACGCAGGACAGGUACAAGUACUACCUGCAGGCUGCAGCGCAACUGCCAGUCGCCCGCCCUCUAGCCUUCGUGCCGUCUGCCCGCCCGCCGUCUAGUCCUCUCUUCGUUCUCUUGCUCUCGCGCUAGCAGAGCGGAGGAGGAGGAGACCAACCGGGUUGGUGGACGUGGGCGGGAGGUGUGUGCGUGUGUCGUCCAUGGGGCGGACGCCGUGCUGCGACAGGGCGGCCGUGAAGCGGGGCCCGUGGUCGCCGGAGGAGGACGAGGCGCUGCGCAGCUACGUCCAGCGCCACGGCAGCGGCGGCAACUGGAUCACCAUGCCCAAGAAAGCGGGGCUCAAGAGGUGCGGCAAGAGCUGCAGGCUGCGCUGGCUCAACUACCUCCGCCCGGACAUCCGCCACGGCGGCUUCACCGCCGAGGAGGACGCCGUCAUCAUGUCCCUCUACGCCCAGCUCGGGAGCAAAUGGUCGCUGAUAGCCUCGCAGAUGGAGGGGAGGACGGACAACGACGUGAAGAACCACUGGAACACCAAGCUCAAGAAGCGCCUCCUGGCCGCAGCGGCCGCGUCCUCCGCCCCGCCGCCAGCGCCCGCGCCCGCGCCUCUUUCCAGCACCACGCUCACGUCCUCGCUGUUCCCGUCGCUCGCCAUACCGACCGUGAAGACCGAGGCGUACACCUGCGACGACUUCCUGGCGCCGGCGCUCGGCCUCGGGGACCCGUUCGCCGCCGCCGCCGCCGCCGCCGACGGCUCCACCUCGGCCGCCUCCGCGGCGUCGUCGGCCUCCAACAACUGGUCGGCGGCGGAGAACGGCGCAGGCGAAGCGUCCCUCUUCCUGCUGGACUUCUGCGCGGGCCCCGACCUCGCCGGCGCCGACCAGCUCCACCUCCCCGGCGGCUACUACUACCCUCUCGACCCGAUCUUGCCGUCGUCGCCUCGUCGGUAUAGCUAGCUUCUUCGCGCGCUGCGUACGCGGUACGCCGCUGUCGUUCCAAGGACAGCGUAGCGUAGCGGUAGGGUCUGUAGUACGUACUACCAUGGUGCAUGUGCUCGGGAGUCGGGAUCGUCGUCGCUUCGUUGAUCAGAAGCUAAGCUGCAUGAAAGCAAAGCUAGCCGCGCGCGCGCGUUUUGUCUAGGUCUUCACGUCAGAUUUCUGCCGAAAUUAACAUUUCCAGUCGCCAAUUCGCCAUCGGUGACCUUUGAAAGAAACAAAGAAAGAAAAAAAAAACUAGUAUCUGUGACUGUGAUUGAAAAUGUGCUACUCGUAGUUGGCUAAUGGCGUUGCUCUAGUCUUGAAAAAAAAAGGCUUCAUGUUCUUGAGUGCCUAUUAACUCGUUAAUUUGUUUUGAAAAGGAUUUCA
Molecule: messenger RNA, 1508 nt
Organism: Zea mays
Lineage: Eukaryota; Viridiplantae; Streptophyta; Magnoliopsida; Poales; Poaceae
Product: transcription factor RAX2
Exons: 3
Coding region: 348-1100 (250 amino acids)
Source: RefSeq, a predicted model, not a curated record